CCAGCCCUGCCGUUAAUGACACGCCAGCCGGACCGCGCAGCAGCCGGCGCAGGGCCCGCCCCCCGCCUCCGAGCUGACGCCACUGCGACGCGCAGUGACGCCAGGGGCUGCCGUCGGCAGGGCAGGCCAGCGGGCCAGAAGCGGUGCGGGACGCCGGCGCUGUCGAAGCGCCAUCGCUGCUCUUCCGUUGCGCUUCCCGGCUCUCCGGCCUCGGCUCCUUCUCGCCUUUUCCGCCCGGUGGCCAUGGAUGCGCGCGCUCGCGCCAAGCGCUACGAGAAACUGGACUUCUUGGGGGAGGGGCAGUUUGCUACUGUCUAUAAGGCAAAGGACAAGAACACGGGGCAGAUCGUGGCUAUCAAAAAGAUUAAACUGGGACAUCGAUCAGAAGCUAAAGAUGGAAUCAACAGAACAGCUCUCAGAGAGAUAAAGUUGUUACAGGAGCUAAGCCAUCCAAAUGUUAUUGGUCUUUUAGAUGCAUUUGGACACAAAUCUAAUAUUAGCUUGGUGUUUGAUUUCAUGGAAACAGACUUAGAGGUUAUUAUAAAGGAUACUAGUAUUGUGUUAACACAGUCUCACAUCAAAGCAUAUAUGCUGAUGACGCUUCAAGGAUUAGAGUAUUUACAUCAACAAUGGAUUCUACACAGGGAUCUUAAACCAAAUAAUUUGUUGUUAGAUGAAAAUGGUGUUUUAAAAUUGGCUGACUUUGGCUUGGCAAAAUCUUUUGGAAGUCCAAACAGAGUUUACACGCACCAGGUAGUAACAAGAUGGUACCGAUCCCCAGAACUAUUGUUUGGUGCUAGAAUGUAUGGUGUCGGUGUUGAUAUGUGGGCUGUUGGUUGUAUUCUAGCCGAGUUGCUUCUCAGGGUUCCUUUUUUGCCAGGAGACUCUGAUCUUGACCAGCUGACAAGGAUUUUUGAAACACUAGGCACUCCAACAGAAGAACAGUGGCCUGGAAUGACAAAUCUUCCAGAUUACAUCACAUUUAAGUCUUUCCCUGGAAUGCCUCUUCAACAUAUCUUCAGUGCAGCUGGUGAUGAUUUGCUUAGUCUUCUACAAGGAUUAUUUACAUUUAAUCCUUGUUCUAGAGUUACAGCCACUCAGGCAUUGAAACAGAAGUAUUUCAGUAAUAGACCAGGACCCACUCCAGGAGAUCUGCUACCCAGACCCAACUGUCCGGCAGAAGCUGUAAAGGAGCAACAACACACACUUCUGAAUUUAAAAAGGAAACGAGCAGAAGGAAUAGAUCAAGGUAAAUUCUUAAUGUUUUACCUGUUUUAAAAUGGGAACUCAGAAAGCUGUACUUCCAGUAUUUCAGAACAAAAAACUCUCUGGAUAAUAUCCCUCGGUACCAGCACCAUCUGGAGCCCUUUAGGAUUUGUGUUUUAGGAUAAACACUUGAAGGUGAGAAUGGCUUAAUUCCAUGUUCUAACAGAAUUGGUACAGAAGAGGCUCUUUUAUUAUGCUUACUGAUCUGUUAAUUAGAAGAAAUCUCUAAUAGCAUUUAUCUUUUAAUGGAGUGUGGUAUUAUCUACUAAAUUAGAGGCUGUCAGACUUUUUUCUUGUUUCUCAAAUGAACAAAAAAACUUAGUUAAUGAACUUUACAUCACUUAAAAAAAAAGGGAGGAAUAAGAAAGAGAAAUAUGGUAUUUCUUUCUUUUAGGUGACAGAUUAGAGAAUGUAAAUCAGAUUUAAAGAGAUUUCUGCUAUCUCCUUUGGACUAAGCAAGCUAAGUGUUGAGACCACUCUGGGUGAGGAAGAUCUCAGUACAUUACAUCAGUCCUUUUAAGAAGCAAGCCUAUCCCCUAACAUUUAAAAACCUCCAGUUUUCCUCAGACAGUAGCGCAUACUUCAUACCUUCAUAGCAAGAAAAGCUUUGUGGACUCAACAGCUGUAUCUGCCACUUAACCUAGUCAGCCCUUCUAGCAGGGAGGCAAACGUUAGUUCUUCAGCUUGGAGUUUGUCAUCUUGGCAGCAGGAAUUUGCUAGAUAGUAGCAAUUAGGUUAGGCUAAUGGUUAGAUAGUAGGUUAAUACCAGUUUUGUUUUUACCAGGAUGAGGCUGUUUCAAUACAAGAGUGUGAUAUCUUGCUGGAAUGGAGAUGCUUCUAUGAAAAUGCAUUUCCUAGUGAGCUGAGAUGGACAACUAAAUUAUUAAUGUUCAUCUUACUGUUUAAGCACUUUGACCUAUUGUGUUUUAGACUCUGUCAAAUUACAAGUAAAAUGCAUUAGUUCAUUAGCUUAAUUUUUCUUUGAAAUUAGAAUCUUUAAUCUGUUAACUGUUUGCAUGCUCUUUGCUGACUUCAGUACCAUGGGUCAGCUGACAUGUGAGAACUUGUCAAGUACUGUAGGUAAUUAAUUUAAGUCUUCUCUCCAGCAUCAUCAUGUGUUUGCGAUUAGUGUUUUGAGGUCCGUGUCACUAGAAUAUACCAAUUAGCUGAAGAACAGGAAAGGGGAAGAAAUGCUUCUGAGUUUUGUAGCAUAACCAUUUGAAAUUUUGUAUUUGACAAUGAGCAGAGUUUCCAGAGCUGUAUCAUAACUACACCAUUAAUUACUUUAACAUCACAAAACUGAGAAUAUAGAAGAUACGACAAUCAUCUCUUUCCUAAGUUAACGUAGAUCUGAGAUUAGGCAGGUUUCCUGUGCUAUUCUGCACUGGUUUGAAAAAAAAUCAGCCUAUUAAUAUCUAAAGUUAGAAGCUUCUAUAAUUCGGGCAUUUGCUUAAGGUUUGUGGGAAUGGUUUGAGGACACUUGUUUAUAGGACAUGUAAAAAUUGUUGGAUCCUUCUACAGAAUACUUUGUAUCCAUUCCAGAAGGCAGCUAUGCUUUAUUCUAUCAACAUUACAAAUCAGCAGUACAUGAAUAAAUUAGAGGACAAGAGGUACAUUAGUAUCAGAAAAGUGCUGCUGCCCUCAUUUCUGCAGUUGAUGCUAACAGAAGCAUGGUUGUAGAAUGAGUCUCAGACUUUAAGGGCUGUUACCUCCUGCAGACAGUUGUGCUGGCUAGUGACAGCAUGUGAAAAAGAUCAUUGAGUGUAUGUGUGAUAAGGCAGGGCAGUCUUAGAAUAGCUUGCCUUUCUUAGGCUUAAAUGUAGAAUUAACUGGCUAACUUUUCCAACAAAGAGAAAUACUGAAGUGUAUCCUAAAGGCAAUUAAUAAUUACAGAAUUUGGUUCUCAUUUGGAGUAUACCUACUGAUGCAAGUCAGCUUGGAUUCUAGCACUCUCCCGUAGAUUUACUGAAAAUAGUUCUGUACUGUUGCUGCAGCAAACAGCAUUAACCGUCUCUGGAUGGAUCUGAACAAUAGUACUAAAUGAGCCCAAAGCCUUGAGGAGGGGUUUCAACCCCUUUACUGUGGUAACAAUGUGAUUUACACUUUUCAGGGUUACCAAAAAAAUUGAUUUUUUGAUUGCUGUGGAUGGUGGAUGAAAAUGAGAGAUCAAAUGACCUGAGUCCCAACCCUGAAAAACGCUGUAAUAGUCACUGGAUGGUUAUUUUUCGAAUGUUUUAAUAUGUAAAAUGUUAAUGUAAUAUUUUAUUACUAAAACUGAGGGGGGUUUUUUAUUUUUUUUUAAUAAAAUAUUGUUUAAACAAAA
Numida meleagris (helmeted guineafowl) is the source of this 3589-nucleotide messenger RNA. It is a transcript of the gene CDK7, whose product is annotated as cyclin dependent kinase 7. Gene Ontology annotation, molecular function: ATP binding; RNA polymerase II CTD heptapeptide repeat kinase activity; cyclin-dependent protein serine/threonine kinase activity. Lineage: Eukaryota; Metazoa; Chordata; Aves; Galliformes; Numididae. Gene Ontology annotation, cellular component: cytoplasm; transcription factor TFIIK complex; nucleus. Gene Ontology annotation, biological process: positive regulation of transcription by RNA polymerase II; protein phosphorylation. The record is from RefSeq and is a predicted model, not a curated record. The transcript is spliced from 11 exons. The coding region runs from base 16 to 1278 and encodes 420 amino acids.